ACCUUUCUAAAAAGACUCCCUGUGGUGUUCAGAAUCACUCCUACAGUCAGGUUCUCCACAAUGGAUCUCAGUGCUGCAAGUCACCGCAUACCUCUAAGUGAUGGAAACAGCAUUCCCAUCAUCGGACUUGGUACCUACUCAGAACCUAAAUCGACCCCUAAGGGAGCCUGUGCAACAUCGGUGAAGGUUGCUAUUGACACAGGGUACCGACAUAUUGAUGGGGCCUACAUCUACCAAAAUGAACACGAAGUUGGGGAGGCCAUCAGGGAGAAGAUAGCAGAAGGAAAGGUGCGGAGGGAAGAUAUCUUCUACUGUGGAAAGCUAUGGGCUACAAAUCAUGUCCCAGAGAUGGUCCGCCCAACCCUGGAGAGGACACUCAGGGUCCUCCAGCUAGAUUAUGUGGAUCUUUACAUCAUUGAAGUACCCAUGGCCUUUAAGCCAGGAGAUGAAAUAUACCCUAGAGAUGAGAAUGGCAAAUGGUUAUAUCACAAGUCAAAUCUGUGUGCCACUUGGGAGGCGAUGGAAGCUUGCAAAGACGCUGGCUUGGUGAAAUCCCUGGGAGUGUCCAAUUUUAACCGCAGGCAGCUGGAGCUCAUCCUGAACAAGCCAGGACUCAAACACAAGCCAGUCAGCAACCAGGUUGAGUGCCAUCCGUAUUUCACCCAGCCAAAACUCUUGAAAUUUUGCCAACAACAUGACAUUGUCAUUACUGCAUAUAGCCCUUUGGGGACCAGUAGGAAUCCAAUCUGGGUGAAUGUUUCUUCUCCACCUUUGUUAAAGGAUGCACUUCUAAACUCAUUGGGGAAAAGGUACAAUAAGACAGCAGCUCAAAUUGUUUUGCGUUUCAACAUCCAGCGAGGGGUGGUUGUCAUUCCUAAAAGCUUUAAUCUUGAAAGGAUCAAAGAAAAUUUUCAGAUCUUUGACUUUUCUCUCACUGAAGAAGAAAUGAAGGACAUUGAAGCCUUGAAUAAAAAUGUCCGCUUUGUAGAAUUGCUCAUGUGGCGCGAUCAUCCUGAAUACCCAUUUCAUGAUGAAUACUGACUGCAGGGAGUUCCUGAACAGAUUUUUCACUCCCACGAGUGCCAAGACGGUGCAAUGGGUAGUCCCCUAGAUGUGAAAAUGAAGAGAGAGGGUUUUACCAUCCUGAGAAGAAAUAAUGAUGGAAACAUGUUUAAUGUUUGUGCAGUGUAAAUGACUUUGACUCAGUCACAUUGAAGUAAAAAUAUUAAAAUCUGUUGAAAUAACUCUUAGGAAAUUAUCAACUAAUUUUUUCAGAUCAGUAUCUUCUAGAUUCCAGACAGAAAAAAAUUACACUUCAGAAAAGACAUCAAAGGCAACAUAUGACAACAAGUAAUUUAUGAAUCUGGGUAGUAGCGUUGGUAAUCUGAGUUCUUUAAGGGUUAACAGGACAACGAAGUGCAUGUGGCAGUGUGCUGGCAGUGGCCUUGAGGCUUUGGACCAUUGGUUACAAAACAGACACAGCCAAGAUAAGAUCCACACACACAUUAUUAACAAGGAAGUGAUUUGCUGCACCUUGAGUUGAGAGGGCUACAUGUAGAAAAGUCUUAAAAUAGAGCUAAACACCACAGUGGUCAACAAAGCCAUCAUAAUGUUGGUGUUUGUUUCCCUCCAAUGUAUGUAUGUUUAGUUUUUAUCCAACCUGAGGAAUGAAAACUUAACUGGAUCUCUCUUGCAUCCUUAAAGGGCCUGAGUCUCAACAUGGCUGCUGAUCCAUACUUACACAUCUUACUGUCAAUCUUGCCUACAUUGAUUAUAGAACCACUAUUACGUGAAAAGGCUUGAAACAACCAACAUAUACAAAUAAAACCCUGCCUUGUAAAAUAGUAAAAGAGAAGCCAUAUAUUGGCUUUUCUUCUUAACUUGGGAGAUAUAUUGAAACAAGGUGCUUUAUAAGAUUAUUGUACUUAAGACUUUAAUAGUGUUACUUGGAUAGCUUAUAUGAAUUUUGAGAAUUUUAUAUGAAUUUUGAGAAAGCAAGUUCAAAAGAACUCUGGUAAUUUUCCUGUAUGUACAAUUUAAAGAGUGAAUAAGAUUAUUAGAAUUCAGCAAUAGAGAUAUAUCUAUUUUCAAUUCAACUACAGAAAUAUAUUUUAUUGGCCGGGUGCGGUGGCUCAUGCCUAUAAUCCCAGCACUUUGGGAGGCCAAGGUGGGCAGAUCAGGAGGUCAGGAGAUCGAGACCAUCUUGGCUAACAAGGUGAAACCCCGUCUCUACUAAAAAUACAAAAAAUUAGCCAGGCGCGGUGGCGGGGGCCUGUAAUCCCAGCUACUCAGGAGGCUGAGGCAGAAGAAUGGCAUGAACCCGGGAGGAGGAGCUUGCAGUGAGCCGAGAUAGCGCCACUGCAGUCCGGCCUGGGUGAAAGAGCGAGACUCCGUCUCAAAAACAAAAAAAAAAGAAAAGAAAUAUAUUUUAUUCAUUCACAUUAGGUCACUGUCAUACUGUCAUAGGAUGAGAGAGUUCUUCAAAAAUUAUGUUUUCCCAAGAUCAGUUGCUUAUAGAUAAUGUUCAAUGACCUCAAGACAUAUAUUUUUGAGAAAUUAUCAUUUUAAAAAAUUUGGUCUAUACUGAUUGUUUUCACUGAUUCCAAUAUUAUUACUUAUAACACUGACCUCUGGAAAAUAUUUUGUUCACAAGAAAUAAUAAAGUAUAAUGAUUUGUUGCAUCA
Molecule: messenger RNA, 2684 nt
Organism: Homo sapiens (human)
Lineage: Eukaryota; Metazoa; Chordata; Mammalia; Primates; Hominidae
Gene: AKR1D1
Product: aldo-keto reductase family 1 member D1
Exons: 9
Coding region: 61-1041 (326 amino acids)
Biological process (GO): monocarboxylic acid metabolic process; steroid metabolic process; hormone metabolic process
Cellular component (GO): cytoplasm
Molecular function (GO): oxidoreductase activity; alcohol dehydrogenase (NADP+) activity; 17-beta-hydroxysteroid dehydrogenase (NADP+) activity
Source: RefSeq, marked reviewed